Messenger RNA from Neurospora tetraspora, 1346 nucleotides. Its product is annotated as putative opsin protein. Bases 265 to 1020 code for a protein of 251 amino acids. Gene Ontology annotation, cellular component: endoplasmic reticulum; plasma membrane. The record is from RefSeq and is a predicted model, not a curated record. NCBI's taxonomy places the organism in Eukaryota, Fungi, Ascomycota, Sordariomycetes, Sordariales, Sordariaceae. The transcript is spliced from 2 exons. Gene Ontology annotation, molecular function: monoatomic ion channel activity. Gene Ontology annotation, biological process: monoatomic ion transport.
UCCGUACGUCUCCCGUCCCCGUCCCCGUCCCCGUCUGUUAAUUCUCUCCCGCUAGACUGGAUUCCCAGACUAACAGUCCGUGAACCAGCUACCUCUGUGCCGGGACCGGUCCCGACCGUGAUCCGUACGUCUCCCGUCCCCGUCUGUUAAUUCUCUUCCGCUAGACUGGAUUCCAGACUAACAAUCCGUGAACCAGCUACCCCAACAGAGUAUCAAACCGUUGGCGAAACAGGCCACCGCACCCUAUGGGUGACCUUCGCCCUCAUGGUUCUCUCGUCGGGCCUCUUUGCCCUUUUGUCGUGGAACGUGCCGACUUCGAAGCGUCUCUUCCACGUCAUCACGACGCUUAUCACCAUCGUCGCCUCGCUCUCGUACUUCGCCAUGGCCACGGGCCACGCCACCACGUACAACUGCAGCACUGUCUGGGACCACCAUAAGCACGUGCCCGACACGUCGCACCAGGUGUGUCGCCAGGUGUUCUGGGGCCGCUACGUCGACUGGGCCUUGACCACGCCGCUGUUGCUGCUGGACCUGUGUCUGCUGGCCGGCGUUGAUGGCGCCCACACGCUCAUGGCGAUUGUGGCGGACGUGAUUAUGGUGCUGGGCGGCCUGUUCGCGGUGCUGGGAGAGGAAGGAAAUACAGCGCAGAAGUGGGGUUGGUACACCAUUGGUUGUGUCUCGUACCUCUUCGUCAUUUGGCAUGUGGCGCUUCAUGGCAGCAGGACUGUCAGAGCCAAGGGACGUGGUGUCUCGAGGCUGUUUACCGGUUUGGCCCUGUUUACGCUGUUGCUGUGGACUGCGUAUCCCAUUGUUUGGGGAAUCGCCGAUGGUGCCCGCAAGACGAGCGUCGAUACCGAGAUCAUGAUCUACACAGUUCUCGACCUCCUUGCGAAGCCCGUCUUUGGCUUCUGGUUGUUGCUUAGCCAUCGUGCCAUGCCCGAAACCAAUAUCGACCUUGACGGCUACUGGUCUCAUGGCCUCGCUACUGAGGGUAGGAUCCGCAUCGGUGAGGAGGACUAAAGGGCGACGGUCGAAGAUGAUGAUUAAAUAGUGCGAGAAAUGGUGGUGUAGGUUGUCGGAAGAUGUCUUGGGUCAGGGUGUGAUAGGGCUAUCUGAGAGUCAUGGAGUGUAUGGGUUCAUGAAACAACUCGCCCGUGGGUGUUUGAAGGCCGCACUGAAGGCUGAAGGCGGUUGUGGUCAUGGUAUUACGGUAAUGCUCGAAUAAGCAAACGUUUUCUUUGGCAGUCAUUUUUUACUACGGUUAAAAGUGUGUAUAAUAGUAAUAACGGCUCAUCUCCGAGUAUACCAGCGAGAGCAACAGAUAAAAGAUUGCAUUCGAACAAAAA